GUUCUGUAAAAAUUAUUGUUUAUGAUGAGGGAUCUUUAAUUCCAAAAUAUAUUCUCACCAUCAUCAAAGAGAUUCUAGACAAUCUGGUUGUCAAAACGGAAUCAUUACCUCCCAAAGAUUGUACAGGUAAUAUUUUUACAAAUUUUUAAUAAUAUUUAAAUUUACAAGCUUUUUGUUUAGAUGCGAACUUGAUUGAAAUGAACGGAGUUAUGAGUGAUCUGUGUAUGGAGGUUUUAGAAAAAGAGAUGAAAGGAAUGAGGCUUGAAAUAUCACUGCGUAAGAAGAUUUGGGAAACUGUAAAUGACGAAUGUAAAUUCUCUGCUUUUACAACUUAUCACUUGAUCCAUCAGGAUGAUGCAGAAGUUUACCAUCGCAUAUUUUGGCCUGUGUGUUUUUUACUAUGUGAUGAAUAAUUUUUUCAGAUCAAUAAAAUGGCUCUUUACUCCUUAAAGAAAGAUUCAGUACUUAAAUCAUUAUGCCAAGAUCUUGCAGAACCUUUUACCUUUGGUGAAUUUUUAAAUCAAUUCCAAUGUAAAAAUAUCAUAAAUCUUUUGAACCAACAUCAAGAUUUGCUGUUAGAAGAUAUUAUCCUAUAUUUUCUGAAUCAGCUAAAAAUUCAGGUCUAUCCACUGCCCAUGCUUGAAAGAAGAUCAUUAUCCAAUAAGGUUUCCUUUGAAAUUCCAUUUCACCGACCUUUCUGGUGUCUCAAGUCUAAUCCUAAUUUUGAUUAUCGAUGUCAAUUCAUGAUAGUCAUCAACUCCAUCAUUACCAGAACAACUCUUCUACAUGUUCUCAAGUCUUAUGGCUACAUUGAAAAAAUCUAUUUUUCUAAGACUAUGCGAUCCUGUCAUGUUAUAUUCCGAACCCUGCCCUGUUCUUUGAAAAAGUUCCCCUGGAUUUAUAUUCAACGCUACAUGUUCCCUGUGUACUCUAUGCUUUUUAAUGAUAAUUAUCCAAAUAUUCGUGCUCAAUGUCAAUAAUUAAUAAUAAUGUAUUUUUGUAAAAAUAUAUUGAAAAAUACAUCAUGAUAGAUUUUAUUUAAAUCAUUUUUGUUUCAGAUUUAUAAUGGCCAAUAUUU
This is a messenger RNA of Eurytemora carolleeae, 1078 nucleotides long. RefSeq lists its product as uncharacterized. The coding region runs from base 432 to 980 and encodes 182 amino acids. The transcript is spliced from 3 exons. Lineage: Eukaryota; Metazoa; Arthropoda; Copepoda; Calanoida; Temoridae. The record is from RefSeq and is a predicted model, not a curated record.